AUGGCUUCCUCGGAGGCCCCCCACCCGGGUGUUGGGGGGCAGCCUCUACCUGCGAAGAUCCCGCAGUCCUUUUCGGAUCUGUUCACGAGUCCGCCAGCCUUCUCGGUUCAGGCGACGGCCUCCGCACACCGUGGAGAGCCUGCUUUGAUCUUUUCCCAGGAGGUGAUACACAAGCUGUCCGACCCCUUUCGAUAUGCGCUGGUUGGGAAGUUUGCUCGGGGUCGCCCGUCGCUGGAGCUGGUUCGUAAAUUUUUCGUCACGCUGGAUCUCAAGCAGCCUGUCUCUGUUGGGCUGCUCGAUCCCCGUCACAUUCUCAUCAGGGUUGCAGAUGACAGGGAUUACCAUCGUUUAUGGCUUCGUGGGGUCUGGUAUGUUCAGGGGCGGCCAAUGAAGCUGUUCAAGUGGACGCCUUCGUUUCAUGUGGACCGGGAGCCGUCUGUGGUUCCGGUGUGGGUGUCUUUGCCCAAACUUCCCAUUCACCUUUUCAAUCGAGAGUGUUUGUUUCAGAUUGUUGCUACGUUGGGAGUGCCGCUCUAUGUUGAUGCUGCUACCGCAGCCUUGUCCCGUCCCAGCGUGGCUAGGGUUUGCGUAGAGGUUGAUCUCCUGAAGCCGUUAGUGUCCCGGGUUUGGAUUGGGAAUGGCGGACAGGAGGGGUUCUGGCAGAAUCUUGAUAUUGAGCAUCUACCGGCCUACUGUUCUGGGUGCUUUCGACAGGGGCAUAGAAGGGAUGACUGCGUAAUGCUUCAUCCGGAGUUGAAGGCCCAGGCUCGGCCCACUGUGGAGGCGCAGCCUCAGGGACGACGCAAGGGACGGCCGCCGGCUGCGGCUGUGGCGGGUGAGAAGGUAGCGGCGACGGGGGAAUUGGUUACGCCUGCGCUGGUGGGCGAGAAGCACAGAGUGUCGGGGGUGGAUCUUGGGCCUGGGUCGAGUGCCCAGGCUGCUGCAGUGGCGGCAGCCUCCCCGUCUGCGGGGGAUGGGCAGGGAGUCUCGGCCCUUCUGGGGAUGCAGGCUUCGGAUGACGAACACCAGGAUGGGGUGGAGGAGGCAGCGGUCCCUUUGCCGCUGCUUGUUACCGCAGGGCAGCAGGAGCCUGGUGCAGUGGUGGAGCAGCUGGUGGAAGACGCUAUUGCCUCGGCUGCGGAGGCGAUCAUUGAUGACCUUGCUGACAAGGUGGCUGCGGAGGCGGUUGAUGUCGACAUCGCUUCGUCGGUGCGUAUGCAGCAGGAGCAGGUUGCAAUAUUAGAAUUGAAUCUUUCUCCACGCAAAGCUGCUCCUCCCUUGGCGGCCAUGGAGGUGCUUAAACGCCGGCGUGGGGCCUUGAAACAGAGACAGCCUGGGGUGGUCGCGGCCCCGCCAGGUCUCCCCCUCAAUCUUCUUCUUUUCCUUUACGUGAUGUUUAAGUCAUUGUUUUGGAAUGUUCGGGGUUUAGAUAACUCCAUCACUAUAGCUCGUUUACGUAAGUUGCGUCUAUUGCAUAAAUUUUCCUUGUUGGGGGUCUGUGAACCCAAAAUGGAUGCUUCUCGUUUUGAUUGGAUUCGCCAGAGGCUGGGCUUUGAUGGUUGUUGUCCUACCAAUGAUGGCCGCCUUGUUGUUUUUCACUCUAGUGAAUUUUCUUGCUCUAUUGUGGGUCAAUCUUCUCAGUUUUUGGCCCUCCGCGUGACGCACUCUCAGCUGCGUACUGAGGUGGUUGGGGUCUUUGUGCAUGCGGCCUGCUCCGUCAGUGACCGCCGCGAGCUUUGGGCGGACUUACGUGCUUUGCAGGUGUUGGGUCUUCCUCUUCUCUUUCAUGGUGACUUUAAUGUAAUCUUGUAUGCGGAGGAGAAGAGAGGAGGUCGGCCUUUUCGCAGGGCUGAGUCGGAGGACUUCCAUGCUUUCAUUCAGGAUUUGGACUUAACAGAUGUGGGAUUCUCUGGGAACCAGUUUACGUGGUGUAAUAAUCGUCAGGGUAGGGCGCGGGUCUGGAAGCGGUUGGAUCGAGUCCUGGUUGAUCGCGGCUGGUUGGGUAGUGGUGUGGUGCCUUCGGUUCAUCACUUGGCGCGCACUGCUUCUGAUCAUUCUCCGUUGCUGGUUUCUUACUUGAUUUCAAGCUCGUCAUCUCCGAGGAGCUUCCGGUUCCAAGAUGUUUGGCUUCGGCAUGCUAGUUUUAAGGGCGUUGUUCAGGAGGCCUGGCUCUCUGGUAGCACUGGCCGACCGAUGCGACGCUUCUUGCAUAAGUUGAAGGCGGUUAAGGCGGCUUUGACUGUUUGGAACAAAAAUGUUUUCGGUAACGUGUUCGAUGCCGUAAAACAGGCCGAGGAGGAGGUUGCUCAGUUGGAGGCUGAGGCGGCGGCCCGACCAUCCCCGGAGGUGGACUUGCGGCUGGUGCAGGCUUCGUCGGUCUUGAAGGAAGCUUUGUUGCGUCAGGCCAUCUUCUGGCGACAGAAAUCGAGGUUACGUUGGCUGAAGGAGGGAGAUGCCAAUUCUAAGUUUUUUCACUCUUAUGUGCGUCAACGCAGGGUGAAGGUUCGUAUUCAUCGGCUUCAGACUUCCUCUGGUGCGUGGACUGAUGAUGUAGGUUCUAUUCAUGCGAUGGCGGAGACUUUCUUCUCUGACUUGUUUACCCAGGGGCCACUGGAUCAGGUGACGGGGGAUGAAUUGUCUCGAAUCCCGACAAUUUUGUCGGAGGAUGAUAAUCUGGAUUUGGAACGGCUUCCUACUGCUGAGGAGGUUCGAGGGGCGGUCUUCUCUUUGGAUAGGGACAGUUGCUCAGGCCCGGACGGGUUCCCAGGGUCCUUUUAUCAGGCUUGCUGGGAUAUUAUAGGAGGGGACCUCUCAGAUGCAGUCGCGGAUUUCUUUGUUGGUGCUGAUCUCCCGUGUGGAAUUUCGGCCACUUUGUUGGCCUUGAUUCCUAAACAGUCGGCCCCUAAGACCUUUGCCGAUUUUAGGCCGAUUAGUCUCUGUAAUUUCUCGAACAAGAUUAUUUCCAAGAUUCUUGCGGCUCGGCUGGAAAAAGUUCUACCCCGACUCAUUUCCCCUCAGCAAAGUGGUUUUGUUAAGGGAAGGGCCAUUUCUGAUAACAUUCUGCUUGCUCAGGAGAUGAUUUCUAGGAUUGGGAGAAAGGCCCGGGGUUCUAAUGUGGUUUUGAAACUGGACAUGGCCAAGGCCUAUGACAGGGUAUCGUGGAUGUUUCUGCUAUCUGUUAUGCGGAAAUUCGGGUUUGGUGAGGUUUGGUUGGACAUGGUUUGGCGUUUGGUUUCCUCCUGUCAUUUUUCAGUGUUGAUCAAUGGUGGUCCGGUCGGGUUUUUCAGGUCCACUAGGGGUUUGCGGCAGGGUGAUCCGCUGUCUCCAGCGCUUUUCAUCAUUAUGGCGGAGUUCCUGUCCCGCGGUCUGGAGUCUCUUCCGCUCUCUAGUGGUUUCAUCCCUUAUUCGGUUCCUUCGGGAGGGUCCCCCCCUGUGCAUCUGGGGUAUGCGGACGACGUUAUAGUCUUUUGCAAUGGGGGGCGGGCUUCGGUGCGGAAGGUCAUGGGUGUUUUAACUGAUUAUCAGCGAGUGUCUGGUCAGCUGGUUAAUGCCUCGAAGAGUUGUUGUUUACUCUCUAAGAAGGUUUCUGGUCUUCGCAGUCGGAGGGUUGCGGAGGAAACGGGUUUUGCUCGUAAGUCUUUGCCUAUCACGUAUUUGGGGUGCCCCUUGUAUGAGGGUCGGCGAUCUAAGUCCUUGUUUGCUGGGAUCAUAGAUAAAGUUCAGGCUCGUUUGCUGUCCUGGCAGAAUCGGUGGCUCUCCAUGGGGGCGCGGCUGAUUCUUAUUCGGCAUGUGCUUACGUCCAUUCCAGUUCACUUGCUUGCAGUCUUGGAGCCCACUCGAGGGGCAAUUUGGGAGAUUGAGAGGAUGUUUGCGCAGUUUUUUUGGGGGGAUAACCAUUUUCACUGGUGUGGUUGGUCUAAGGUGUGUUUCCCUGUGGAGGAGGGGGGCCUAGGGGUUAGAUCUUUGCAGUCUAUUUCUAAGGCCUUCUCUUGUAAAUUGUGGUGGCGCUUUCGUCAACAGGACUCUCUGUGGGCGAGGUUUAUGUCUAGUUUGUACCUUCGGGGAGGUCAUCCUAAUCAGGUAGUGGUUGGUCCGUCGCGUUCGGCGAUCUGUCGGCGGUUGUUCCAAGUUCGUGAGCAGAUGGAAUUACAGAUCCGUUGGGACGUUUCUCUGGGAGAUUGUUAUUUCUGGUGGGAUAAUUGGAGUGGUUUGGGCCCCCUUGGCUGGCGGUUUCCAGACCUUUCUUCCGACCAGAAGGUUAGUGACUUUUGUGUUCAGAGGAGUUGGGACUGGGUUCGUCUCUCGUCUUUCCUUCAUACGGAGAUUUUGGAGGUGAUGGGGGAGACUUUUAUGUGGUUUGGGGAUCUGCCAGAUCAGCCCUGUUGGCAGUUGGCAUCCUCGGGCUCUUUCUCCACGGCCUCGGCUUACCAGCUGGUCCGUCGGGCUGGAGUGAAGUCUCUGGUCUUCCAGUCGCUGUGGGAUUCCUCCAUUCCACUUAAGGUUUCUUGUUUUGCAUGGCGUUUGUUUUCCGGUAGGUUGCCUUUGGAUGAUGUGUUACGUACUCGGUGCCGGUUUGCGGGGCCCUCCCAGUGCCCGUUGUGCUUGGCUGCUCAAGAGACGGCUGAUCAUUUGUUUUCCUCCUGCCUGGUGGCCCAGGCUGUCUGGUCAUUUUUUGAGUGUCGGUUGGGGAUUCUGAUGGCUUCUUGCGGCUAUCGGACUAGAUGUAUGACCUGGUGGUCUCAACCUGUGAGUAAGAUGUCGAUUCGGUGGUUGUACAGGAUUUUGUCAUUGAUCAUUCUUUGGUUUUUGUGGAAGGCUUCGAAUAAAUGGCGCUUCGAUGGCAUUAAGUGGUCUGUCCAAACCUUGUGCUACUCUAUAUCUCAUGAGCUUUGGCUUAUUUGUUCUGUCAAGUUUCCUGGGCGUUCACUUCCGCCUGAAUUUGGGGGACUUGUGUCCGUCAUCUCGGGGAUCCAGCGCCCCUUAAGUUCUAGUUUGGUUAGUUGGGAAUUCCCGCAGAAUGGGUUUGUCAAGCUUAAUACUGACGGGUCCUCCUCAUCUACGGCCGGUGCUAGUGGUAUUGGUGGGAUUCUCCGACGGUCCGAUGGAUCGUUCCUUGGAGCGUUUGCGGCCAAGUUACCGCUGGUGGACUCUUUGCAGGCGGAGGCGUAUGCAAUGCUUCAUGGACUCCAACUGUGCCAGCAGAUGGGUUUCUCCAUGGUCCAAGUUGAGUCUGACUCGCAGGUUUUGGUUCGUGUGGUGGCAGGGAGUUUUUCGAUUCCGUGGGCGGUACGGCCGCUGAUUAGAGCGAUUCGAGCAAUUUUGCCGUUGGGGGUUCGUCUCUCCCACUGUUUCUGGGAGGCGAAUACGGUUGUUGACUCUCUGGCUGCUGUGGGCGUUGCUUGCAGCGGGCACUUGGAUUAUCCCACUUUGUCUUCUCUUCCACGCUUGUCUAGGUCCCUCUUUGUUUUAGAUAGGGAGCAGGUUCCCAAUUUCCGUUUCUCGCUUCGAAGAUAG
Messenger RNA from Coffea eugenioides, 5514 nucleotides. RefSeq lists its product as uncharacterized. Lineage: Eukaryota; Viridiplantae; Streptophyta; Magnoliopsida; Gentianales; Rubiaceae. The record is from RefSeq and is a predicted model, not a curated record. Gene Ontology annotation, molecular function: RNA-DNA hybrid ribonuclease activity; nucleic acid binding. The coding region runs from base 1 to 5514 and encodes 1837 amino acids. The transcript has a single exon.